UCACACAGAGCUCUAGUAAAGUGUGGUUUCUGCUCCCAAAUUCUCAGCCAUCACAAAGCGUUUUGCUCUUAUGAUUUCCCGGUUUUUGGGACCCACUUUACCUACCCUCCACAGGCAUUUUGCUCUUGUUUCCAUGGUUUUGCAUCAAUUUCUGGUGUAAAAAUCUAUACUUGUCCACUUUAUAGUUUGUCAAUCACCCUUUUCUUCCGUUGGGAAUUCUCGAAUCCUAUUUUCCUCAUUUAGGUUCUUUUCAUUUCUCAUAAUUCUCAUCUGGGUUAUCUCACUCUCAUUCUUUCAGUAAAACUCUGUUCUUGUUUGCCAAAGCGAGAUUCUUUUUUCUUGGUUUUUAGUUCUUCCCACUUCCCAAAUUAUCUUGUGGUUGCUAAUAAAGAAACUUCUUUUUUCGAUCUUUUUGGUUUAUCAUCAGACAUAGUGUCUAGCGCCGGAAAAUGGCUUACAUUGCUUCUUCUUCUUCACCUUUUAUCAUUGAAAGCAAAAGAGAAAAUAGACCCGUUUUCCCUUUCUCAACUUUUAGGCCAAGAAAGAGUACAAGCUUGGCUGUUUUGAAUGGUUCGACAUGUGGGGUUUCUUUGUUUUCUAAUAAAGGACAGCUUUGGAGGUUUAAGCCUGUGAGAGUGGCUGGCUCUUUGGAUGGUGUAGGUGGCGGCGGUGAUGACUCGGAAGAUACAUUUCAGGCUACUAUUGAGAAGAGCAAAAAGGUUCUUGCUAUGCAAAGAGACCUACUUCACCAGAUUGCAGAAAGAAGGAAAUUGGUUUCAUCCAUAAAAUGUAGCAUUACUGACCAAGAUGAAGAUGAAGUUUUUCAUGAACAGAGGGAUAACUGUCUUCCCAAGGUGGAUCUUACUUCAAGCAGCUCUGACAAAAUGGAUGAAAACAACAAUGGCAGCAUUCUUUUGAGCAGUCGUGUUAAUUUAACCAUGAAGGAUGUACCAGAGAUCCCACUUCCUGAUGAAGUUGGACGAGAACCUGAACAACACUUGGCUCCAGAAAAGGCUUCCUCUAAUAUAGGUUCUUCCAAACAGUUGAAAACCACUGAUCAUAAACCAUUAAAGUCUGAUGUGCUUCCUUCUUAUCUCUCAAGUUCCUCUGACACUGCCCGACUUGCAGUUGAAGAGAAUGAAACUUUGACUGAAGCAGGUUUGGAAGAGGUUGGUGAGGUAGAUGAUCCUGCAAUUGAAGAUGAAAAACCCCCACCACUAGCUGGUGCAAAUGUCAUGAAUGUUAUAUUAGUAGCUGCAGAAUGUGCCCCGUGGUGUAAAACAGGUGGCCUUGGAGAUGUUGCCGGUUCUUUGCCAAAGGCUUUGGCUAGACGUGGACAUAGGGUUAUGGUUGUAGCACCUCGAUAUGCUGAUUAUGCUGAACCUCAAGAUACAGGAGUUCGAAAGAGGUAUAAGGUGGAUGGCCAGGAUGUGGAAGUAUCAUACUUCCAAGCCUAUAUUGAUGGUGUGGAUUUUGUUUUCAUGGAUAGUCCGAUGUUUCGCCAUAUGCAGAAUAACAUAUAUGGAGGAAACCGACUGGACAUUUUGAAGCGCAUGAUACUGUUUUGUAAGGCAGCUGUUGAGGUUCCUUGGCAUGUUCCAUGUGGGGGUGUCUGCUAUGGAGAUGGAAAUCUGGUUUUCAUUGCAAAUGAUUGGCAUACUGCUUUGUUGCCAGUGUACUUGAAGGCAUAUUAUCGCGACAAUGGUUUGAUGUCGUUCACUAGAUCUGUUCUCGUUAUCCAUAAUAUUGCUCACCAGGGUCGGGGGCCUGUGGAGGAUUUCCGCUAUGUGGAUCUUCCAGAACACUACAUCGACCUUUUCAAGUUACAUGACCCCGUUGGAGGUGACCACUUCAAUAUCUUUGCAGCAGGACUAAAGACAGCUGACAGAGUAGUCACUGUUAGUCAUGGAUAUGCUUGGGAGCUUAAAACUUCUGAAGGUGGUUGGGGUUUGCAUGGGAUAAUAAAUGAAAGUGACUGGAAAUUGAGGGGAAUAGUGAAUGGAAUUGAUACAAAGCACUGGAAUCCACAGUAUGAUGUUCACCUCAAAUCAGAUGGUUACACUAACUACUCCCUGGAAACACUGAAAACUGGCAAGGCACAGUGCAAGGCAGCCUUACAAAAGGAGCUUGGGCUGCCUCUUCGUGAAGACGUCCCACUGAUUGGUUUUAUUGGGAGACUGGAUCACCAAAAAGGUGUUGAUCUAAUUGCUGAGGCAAUUCCCUGGAUGAUGGGCCAGGAUGUGCAACUAGUCAUGUUAGGCACUGGCAGACCUGACCUAGAAGAGAUGCUUAGGCAGUUUGAAAACCAACAUCCUGACAAAGUGAGGGGAUGGGUUGGGUUCUCCGUAAAGACAGCUCACCGUAUAACUGCUGGGGCUGAUAUUUUACUCAUGCCAUCAAGAUUUGAGCCUUGUGGAUUGAACCAACUGUAUGCUAUGAACUAUGGAACAAUUCCAGUUGUUCAUGCAGUAGGUGGAUUGAGGGACACUGUGCAGCCCUUCAAGCCAUACGAAGAGUCAGGGCUGGGGUGGACAUUCGAUAGUGCGGAUGCAAAUAGGUUGAUACAUGCAUUAGGGAACUGCUUGUUGACUUAUCGCGAGUACAAAAAGAGUUGGGAAGGACUGCAAAGGCGGGGUAUGAUGCAGGACCUCAGCUGGGACAAUGCUGCUGAGAAGUAUGAGGAGGUCCUUGUUGCUGCCAAAUACCAGUGGUGAGCUCUGUUCGUUGUCAACGGGGCGUACAUAGUUUUGACCCUGUGUUGCUAGCUGAGUACGUUGACUGCAGCAGCGCCUGGGCCUGUUCCUGUUCCUGUUCCUGUUCCUGUUCCUGAAGAUGCUCAGCAUUUUUUUUCUUCAGUUUUAUGUGUUAAAAGAUUGGCUUAGUAUUUCAUUUGAGACCCUCUUCCUCUUCUGUUGUACAAAAGAUCACCUGGCCAAAUUUUGAAUAAAAAAUCUAAAAUAGUUUGACCUCA
Molecule: messenger RNA, 2971 nt
Organism: Theobroma umbraticum
Lineage: Eukaryota; Viridiplantae; Streptophyta; Magnoliopsida; Malvales; Malvaceae
Gene: SS2
Product: starch synthase 2
Molecular function (GO): alpha-1,4-glucan glucosyltransferase (UDP-glucose donor) activity
Source: RefSeq, a predicted model, not a curated record